AUGAGGGUCUUCCUCCUGCUAUGCCUGCUGGCACUAGGCAACGCCAAACCCUACCAGCCAAUCAACAUCAUGGACUUCAUGAGAAACUAUGACGUCAUGAUGGCCGAUUCGGAUGAUGAUGACGAUGACGACGACGACGAUGAUGAUGAUUAUGAUGAUGAAGAUGAGAACUGUCCGGCUAAUUGUCACUGCUCACCCAGAGUGGUGCAGUGCUCCGACCAAGGUCUGAUCUCUGUUCCUGACAAGAUUCCUGAAGACACUGUGAUAAUGGACCUCCAAAACAAUGAUAUCACUGAGAUCAAGGAGGAUGACUUUAAAGGCCUCCAUAAGCUUCAUGGCCUGUUUUUGAUCAACAACAAGAUCUCUAAGAUUCAUCCCAAGGCCUUCAGGAACAUGGAUCACCUCAGACUGCUGUACCUUUCCUACAACCUGCUGACUGAGAUCCCUGCAAACCUGCCUCCCAAUCUCAUCGAGCUCCGCUUCCAUGAAAACAACAUCAACAGAAUCCAGAAGGAUGCAUUUAGAGGCCUGAAGAAGCUUCAUGUACUCGAGCUGAGUGCCAAUCCUCUGGCUAACAGUGGCAUUGAACUGGGAGCUUUUAAUGGCUUGUCAACGGUGUAUGCUGGUAUAGCAGAGACCAAACUAACUGCUGUACCCAAAGACCUCCCAGCCUCCAUCACAGAGCUGAACCUGGACUACAACAAGAUCUCUAAGGUGGAGAUAGAAGACUUCAUCAGAUAUAAAAAUCUGCUGAGGCUAGGACUAGCUUUUAACCAGAUCAAGUCUGUAGAAAAUGGCAGUUUUGUCAGCAUCCCAAACAUCCGUGAGAUCCACCUGGACAACAACCGUCUGAGAAAGAUCCCACCAGGCCUCAACUCCCUGCGCUACCUCCAGGUGAUUUUCCUCCAUGGCAACAAAAUCCACAAUGUGGGAGUCAACGACUUCUGUCCUGUGAGGACCAGUGAUAAGAAGAACCUGUACACAGGCAUCAGUCUGUUUGCCAACCCUGUUAAAUACUGGGAGAUCCAACCGGCCACCUUUCGCUGUGUGACCGGAAGGAGAGGUGUUCAGCUCGGAAACUUCAGAAAGUAG
This is a messenger RNA of Scomber japonicus (chub mackerel), 1092 nucleotides long. RefSeq names its product asporin (LRR class 1) (gene aspn). The coding region runs from base 1 to 1092 and encodes 363 amino acids. The record is from RefSeq and is a predicted model, not a curated record. Gene Ontology annotation, molecular function: protein binding. The transcript is spliced from 7 exons. NCBI's taxonomy places the organism in Eukaryota, Metazoa, Chordata, Actinopteri, Scombriformes, Scombridae.